Arabidopsis arenosa is the source of this 469-nucleotide messenger RNA. NCBI's taxonomy places the organism in Eukaryota, Viridiplantae, Streptophyta, Magnoliopsida, Brassicales, Brassicaceae. The record is from the annotation of a GenBank genome assembly.
CUUUUAUUUUCUUUUAAAGUUGUUGAAGAUAAAUCAGUCUGAGGACAGAGGGUGUUUCAGUGAAAAAAGAAGAAGAAGCAGCAAUGGUGGAGAAGUCAGGAGGAGAAGUCCAUUUCCCAAAACUGGAGAAACCAACAGGCAAGAAACAGACAGCGACGGUUGUUGUGGGAGUGUUGGCAGUGGGACUGUUGGCGAUAGAGCUCGUGUUUAAGCCAUUGUUCAAGAAGCUGAGCUCAUCAAAGGACAAAUCCGAUUCCGACGAUGCCACCGCUCCUCCCCCGUCGGUCCCCUGAAUAUGGUCAGAAUUUUUAAAAAUAAGCCUCUGCGGGAGAGAGAUGUCUUAAUUAGUUUUCUUAAUGAAACUAAGCAAAUGUUGUGUUUCUUUUGUAAUAUCGUUCCGUUUUUACUGCUUUGAUAAUGCUUUUUAUUUAUCUCCCUUUCCCCUUUUAAAUAAAAUCCCGACAGGGAA